AUAUUUAGCUCCAUUUGUUCAUGCAUAUCAAAGCUUACUUUUAUGUAUCUUAUGUUAAUAUUUUCAAGAUUUAAGUCUUAAAUCCUACUUAUUAAGGUACGUGACCCAUAAAUAGCAACAAAAUGGAUCAGACUGCAUGUAAUGGUAAGUUAAAGCUAGAACUAAAGCAAAAGGACCCAAUAAGAGUGGCACCAGAGGAGGAAACAGAGAAGGGGCAUUACUUGUUAUGCAAUUUGGAUCAAAACAUAGCUGUUAUCAUGAGGACAAUAUACUUAUACAAGUCACAGCAGAAAGGGAAUGAAGAUGCUGUAAAAGUUGUAAAAGAAUCAUUGGCUAAGGUUCUGGUGCCCUUUUAUCCUCUUGCCGGGAGGUUGACUAUUAGUCCAGAGGGAAAGUUGAUUGUUGAUUGCACAGGAGAAGGGCCUUUGUUUGUUGAGGCAGAGAAUAAUUGCUCCUUGUUGCAGAUACUUGGCUUAGCUAGUGCUGAUCCUAUGGUGCUCAAGAACCUUGUUUAUGAUUUCCCUGGUGCCAAAAAUAUCAUUGAGACUCCUCUUUUUACUGUUCAGGUCACAAAAUUCAGCUGUGGAGCCUUUGCAGUAGGUAUAGCCAUGAACCACUGCAUGGCAGAUGGGUUAUCAGCAGUAGAGUUCAUGAAUUCAUGGGGCGAAACAGCGCGAGGAUUACCCCUAAGCAUCCCUCCCUACAUAGACCGAACACUCCUCAAGGCACGCGAUCCACCCAUAAUCGAAUUCCCUCACAACGAGUUUCUUGAUAUACCGGACAUAUCAAACACCCACGAGCUGUACGAGGAAGAAGAAAUGGUGUACCGAUCAUUCUAUUUCAACACAGAGAAGCUAGGACGAUUGAAGAAUACAUCAUUGGUAGACGGAGGUUUAACCAAGUGCACUACUUUUGAGUCUUUAACCGCCUUGGUUUGGAGAUCUCGAUGCAAAGCCUUGAGAAUGCAUCCUGAUCAACAAACAAAGCUACUCUUUGCAGUUGAUGGACGGUCUAGAUUUGAUCCGAAUUUGCCCAAGGGAUUCUUUGGAAACGGAAUUGUUCUGACUAACGCACUUAGCACAGCAGGCGAGCUUCUUGAGAACCCUUUAUCAUACGCGGUGGAGUUAGUUCAAGGAGCGAUUAAGUUGGUUACCGACAGUUACAUGAGAUCGGCUAUAGACUACUUUGAAGUGACUAGAGCUAGGCCUUCUCUGAAUGGUACACUAUUGGUAACAGCUUGGUCUAGGUUGCCGUUUCAUUCCCCCGAUUUUGGAUGGGGAGAAACGAUUUACACUGGCCCUGUGGGCUUGCCGGAGAAAGAGGUUGCGUUGUUUCUCCCUGGAGGAGACGAUAGGAAAGGCAUAAAUGUUCAUCUUGGAAUGCCGGUCUCAGCAAUGAAAAUCUUCGAGGAAGAAAUCGAGCAAAUAUAACAAGCACAACAAAUAUCGGUCUAUAGUGUCUAGUCUCCGACUACAAAGGAGGGGAGCUUUCGAGUUGUUUUCCUUCGUGUCGGUCUAUCAGUUCUGCCUUACUGUUUGGAUUUGAGAUUGAAGAUGAAGUAUUAAACUUGGAUGAAAUGUACGUUUAUGUUGUGAAUUAAUUGUGGAAGAAAUAAAAAUGAAAUUCAUGUUGAUAUACCAAGUAUAUAUUGACAUAUCAUUGUGGUAAUAGUUGUUGCUCUAGAUCACUUAAGAGUAUCUAACUGUCUAUGACUUAGUUUUUCUACUAAGAAACACAGGUGAAUCCUAAACUGACCUUACCCCUCAA
This is a messenger RNA of Amaranthus tricolor (Joseph's coat), 1767 nucleotides long. Its product is annotated as omega-hydroxypalmitate O-feruloyl transferase-like. The transcript is spliced from 3 exons. Lineage: Eukaryota; Viridiplantae; Streptophyta; Magnoliopsida; Caryophyllales; Amaranthaceae. Gene Ontology annotation, molecular function: acyltransferase activity, transferring groups other than amino-acyl groups. Bases 123 to 1430 code for a protein of 435 amino acids. The record is from RefSeq and is a predicted model, not a curated record.